AACCUCACCUAUAAGCAAAACAAAAAUUCUAGACCCUUCCCUGGUGGGACCCACGUGACGAGGCUCCAUCCUAACCGUCCAUUCUUAAUCCUAAAAAGUAAAAAACAAAUGUAAAUGUAAAUAUAAAUAUAAAUACCAACGCUAGAAUUUUCAUUCCUUAGGGUGAUACUCCUUCUUUCUCUUUUUUGGUUGGGAUCUAGAGUCUUCACUUCUCGUUCUCUUUGUUGCUUUUCGCUUACUGAAACUAGGGUUUCGAUCAGUGAGGAAUUAACCAUGUUUGGAAGAGCACCAAAGAAGAGCGACAACACCAGGUACUAUGAAAUCCUUGGCGUCUCCAAGAACGCUUCGCCGGAUGAUUUGAAGAAGGCUUACAAAAAAGCCGCCAUUAAGAAUCAUCCCGACAAGGGUGGUGAUCCCGAGAAGUUUAAAGAGCUGGCUCAAGCUUAUGAGGUUCUGAGUGACCCUGAGAAGCGUGAAAUCUAUGAUCAAUACGGUGAAGAUGCUCUUAAGGAAGGAAUGGGUGGUGGUGGUGGCCAUGACCCGUUUGAUAUCUUUUCCUCUUUCUUUGGAGGGAGUCCGUUUGGAUCAGGUGGUAGUAGUCGAGGUCGGAGGCAGAGGCGUGGAGAAGAUGUGGUUCACCCUCUCAAGGUCUCUCUGGAGGAUCUUUACCUUGGGACAUCCAAGAAGCUCUCCCUGUCCAGAAAUAUCAUUUGCUCUAAGUGCAGUGGCAAGGGUUCUAAAUCUGGGGCUUCAAUGAAGUGUGCCGGCUGUCAAGGAACUGGUAUGAAGGUUUCCAUUAGACACCUUGGUCCGUCCAUGAUUCAGCAGAUGCAGCAUGCUUGCAAUGAAUGUAAGGGUACUGGAGAAACUAUUAGUGAUAGAGACCGCUGCCCACAGUGCAAGGGAGAGAAGGUUGUGCAAGAGAAGAAAGUUCUUGAGGUUAUUGUGGAGAAGGGAAUGCAGAAUGGGCAGAAGAUUACAUUCCCUGGUGAAGCUGAUGAGGCGCCAGACACAAUUACUGGGGAUAUCGUCUUUGUGCUUCAGCAGAAGGAACAUCCAAAAUUUAGAAGAAAGGCUGAAGACCUUUUUGUUGAGCACACACUGUCCCUCACUGAGGCUUUAUGUGGCUUCCAAUUUGUGCUGACUCACUUGGAUGGACGUCAACUUCUUAUCAAAUCAAACCCUGGGGAAGUUGUCAAGCCUGAUUCAUACAAGGCUAUUAAUGAUGAGGGAAUGCCAAUGUACCAGAGGUCAUUUAUGAAGGGAAAGCUUUAUAUUCACUUCACAGUGGAAUUCCCUGAUUUUCUAAAUCCUGAUCAGGUUAAGGCCUUGGAGGCUGUUCUGCCACCAAAACCUUCUUCACAGUUGACAGACAUGGAGCUGGAUGAGUGUGAGGAGACUACACUUCAUGAUGUCAAUAUGGAGGAGGAGACAAGGAGGAAGCAGCAAGCUCAGCAGGAGGCUUAUGAGGAGGAUGAUGAUAUGCCUGGUGGCGCACAGAGGGUACAGUGCGCCCAGCAGUAGUGACUUUUGCGGCGAAGUUAGAAUCAGAGUUGAUGAUGAUGAUGAUGAAUAUUAUGAUAAUGUUGAUGUUCCGUAACCAUAGUGUGGACUAAAGAUAAGUAGUGUUGGAUCGAAUGAAUAUGAAUUUAUGAGGAAGUAAACAAUGUUUGACUUGCAUUUUAUUGUCGAAGGGAUAAUUUCCAUUUUGACAUCCUAAAUACGACACUUAUAUAAGUUGGUUAAUUUUUUUGAAGUGUUUCUGUUUUUGCUUAUUGGAACUUUAUUGCCCUUGU
Messenger RNA from Abrus precatorius (Indian licorice), 1796 nucleotides. RefSeq names its product dnaJ protein homolog. The transcript has 6 exons. Bases 274 to 1524 code for a protein of 416 amino acids. Gene Ontology annotation, cellular component: cytoplasm; cytosol. The record is from RefSeq and is a predicted model, not a curated record. Gene Ontology annotation, biological process: protein refolding; response to heat. NCBI's taxonomy places the organism in Eukaryota, Viridiplantae, Streptophyta, Magnoliopsida, Fabales, Fabaceae. Gene Ontology annotation, molecular function: ATP binding; Hsp70 protein binding.